Molecule: messenger RNA, 1813 nt
Organism: Centrocercus urophasianus (Greater sage-grouse)
Lineage: Eukaryota; Metazoa; Chordata; Aves; Galliformes; Phasianidae
Gene: RAB37
Product: RAB37, member RAS oncogene family
Exons: 9
Coding region: 317-994 (225 amino acids)
Biological process (GO): Golgi vesicle fusion to target membrane; protein secretion; protein localization to plasma membrane
Cellular component (GO): synaptic vesicle; dendritic spine; Golgi apparatus
Molecular function (GO): GTP binding; GTPase activity
Source: RefSeq, a predicted model, not a curated record
CCCGCAGUGCUGGAGUGCCCCCACCCUCGGAGUGGGCUUCGGGAUGAGCAGGGGCAGCCCGUACCCUGCAAGCCGCAGCCCCCACUGAUGUUGCAGCAUCCCUGUGGGGCUGGGGACUGCUCAGCUGGGGGUGAGCGGCGUCUUCUCCCCAUUGGCGCUCUGGGACAGGGAUCCGGCUGCACCUCCUCUUCCUCAUCCCGCGUAGGGCGGUAACAGGGCCGGAGCGCAGCCCGGCAGGAGGCACUGCCCGAGGUGGAGGAAGAGGAGGAGGAGGAGGAGGGAGGGCCGGGACUCCGCAGAUCCGCUCAGACACACCAUGAGCGAAGCAGGGGGCAACGGGAUCCCCCCAGCGUCCCUGCAGGACUAUGAGCUGGCUGGAAAGGUGAUGUUACUCGGAGACUCAGGCGUGGGGAAAACCUGCUUCCUGCUCCAGUUCAAAGACGGGGCCUUUCUCUCCGGGACGUUCAUAGCCACCGUGGGCAUAGAUUUCCGGGUGAGAGCACGGCAGCCUGCCCCAGUUCUGGAGAACAAGGUGGUGGAUGUGGAUGGGGUGAAGGUGAAGCUGCAGAUCUGGGACACAGCAGGACAGGAGCGGUUCCGCAGUGUGACCCACGCCUACUACAGGGAUGCCCAAGCCCUACUCCUGCUCUACGACAUCACCAGCAAAAUGUCCUUCGACAACAUCCGCGCCUGGCUGACAGAGAUCCACGAGUAUGCCCAGAAGGACGUGGUUAUCAUGCUGCUGGGCAAUAAGGCCGACGUGAGCAGUGAGAGAAUGGUGAGGACAGAGGAUGGAGCCUCACUGGCCAGGGAAUAUGGGGUGCCCUUCAUGGAGACGAGCGCCAAGACCGGCAUGAAUGUGGAGCUGGCCUUCCUGGCCAUCGCCCGGGAGCUGAAGCAGAGAGCAAUGCAGCUGCCAGACGAGCCCCGCUUCCAGAUCCACGACUACAUCGAGGCGCAGCAGAAGAGAUCCGGCUGCUGCGCCUUCGUUUGAUGGGGACAGGAGCAACGCCCCGGGAACGGCGGGCUGGGAGGAGCAGGGCCGGAUCCUGCCUACGAUGGAACAGAGGGUCACGGCUCUGCUCCUGCGGGGCUCUGAGCAGGAUUGGAUCCCGUUGCCGUGUGGGGCUGUGCCAGGAUCACCCCGAGUGCCCCAACCACGCUGUCGGCAUCAGCCCAGCCGAUCACCGGAGGUCACGAUGAUGCCACCGCUGCCCCAGCAGGACGCAGGGUGCAGGAUGCAGACCCGGCGACUGGCUCCUCCCCUGCUGUGCACUCCGUGCUGCACUCCUCGGCCACACAGGCCCCGAUCCGCCCCGCUGCCCUCUGCAGAGCCGCUCGCUGAGCGGCGCCCCUCACCACCACGUGCUGCGGUGUCCCUGCCUGUCCGCCCCGCUGCAGUUGGCACCACAACAUGCAGACAGCCCCGGAGCACCCGGUGAUCGCCGAGGGCACUUCCAGUACACGCAGCACUUUGGAAAAGCUUUGCUUUCCCCCUCUUGCAGCUGAAGCUUUUCUAUUGUUAUUUACUUCCCUUUGAGGGGAAAGCUUUUUUCUUUCCGGAUGGGGCUGAAGCGGCCCACGGGUCGCACCCUCAGGCGCUGUGCUGCACAGGGCGCGGAGACAAGGAAUAUUCGGGUGUGCUGCUCAAGAUGCCAAGGGCAGCUGCAGAGGGCACAACUCUGAUGCACUUGGGGUCAAUCGGGCACAUCCAUCCCCACGAGUCCCCUCCCUGCCCCGCAGCCCCCUUCACUCCUGCGCUCCCCUUGGAUCUUUCUUUGCAAGUGUACAGAUUAAAGCUGGAUAUUUUCAA